Phyllostomus hastatus (greater spear-nosed bat) is the source of this 1973-nucleotide messenger RNA. RefSeq names its product ribosomal protein L24 (gene RPL24). Gene Ontology annotation, cellular component: cytosolic large ribosomal subunit. Gene Ontology annotation, biological process: cytoplasmic translation. Gene Ontology annotation, molecular function: structural constituent of ribosome; mRNA binding. Bases 108 to 581 code for a protein of 157 amino acids. Lineage: Eukaryota; Metazoa; Chordata; Mammalia; Chiroptera; Phyllostomidae. The record is from RefSeq and is a predicted model, not a curated record. The transcript has 6 exons.
AGAGGAGGGAAUUGGGGGAGGAGACUGUUUCCAUGACCCUAUAAGGCUUUUUCCCGUGAUCCUCUCCUCCUUUUCACCAUCUUUCCUUCUUCCCGGCCGCCGCAGCCAUGAAGGUCGAGCUGUGCAGUUUCAGUGGGUACAAGAUCUACCCCGGACACGGGAGGCGCUACGCCAGGACCGACGGGAAGGUGUUCCAAUUUCUUAAUGCAAAAUGCGAGUCGGCGUUCCUUUCCAAGAGGAAUCCUCGACAGAUAAACUGGACUGUCCUCUACAGAAGAAAGCACAAAAAGGGACAGUCGGAAGAAAUUCAAAAGAAGAGAACCCGCCGGGCAGUCAAAUUCCAGAGGGCCAUCACUGGUGCAUCUCUUGCUGAUAUAAUGGCCAAGAGGAAUCAGAAACCUGAAGUUAGGAAAGCUCAACGAGAACAAGCUAUCAGGGCUGCCAAGGAAGCAAAAAAGGCUAAGCAAGCAUCUAAAAAGACAGCAAUGGCUGCUGCUAAGGCUCCCACAAAGGCAGCACCUAAGCAAAAGAUUGUGAAGCCUGUGAAGGUUUCUGCUCCUCGUGUUGGUGGAAAACGCUAAGUUGGCCAAUCAGAUUUUUAAAUAAAGACUUACCAAGUUAAGAAUUUAGGAACUAAAUUUUUUUUAAGAUUUGAUUUGUUUUCUUAAAGAGGGGAAGGGAGGGAGAAAGGGAGAGAAACAUCAGUGUGAGAGAUCGGUUGCCUCUUCUACACACCCUGACCAGGCUCACCCCGACUGGGUACCGAACCCCCAAUUCAAACAUGUGCUUUCGCUGGGGAUCAAACUGGCAACCUUUCAGUUUGUGGAACACAGUGCCCAGACAACUGAGCCACACUGAUCAGGGCAAGAGCUAAGUUUUUUGAAAGAUUAAUUUCUCUGGAAUACUGCCUCCUAAUGCAAAGUUUCGUAGUAGGAGAGAUGUUAGGCCAAAUGCAUGGUUAAAUGCUAGCUUUGCUCUGAUGAGGUACAAGGGCACAUUAUAGACUGCACUGCAUACUGUCUUGUGGCUGUAAGUACUAGGAUGCAGUGUAUGAGUUAAGGUGCCAUUUAUUCCAUUGCUUUUGUCUGUAGGAAGAUCUUUAUUUUCUUGUUAAAUUAGCCUCUUUUGUGACAAGUAGACACAUUUUAUAUUGGGUUUGCCUUUUGUUCACUGGUAAUGUCACCUUUUAACCAUUAGCUUGAUAACUGAGUUGUAAGCACUUAAAACUAUCAGAUGUAUUUGUCUGCUCUUAUUUUCAAAAAAGAAGUUUAAGUGAUGAGCACAUCUUCAGUAAAAUAUACUUAGAAAUUUCCAAAGCAGUUCAUUGAGCUGGGAGUUUGACAGAGCCAUAGAUAAAAUUGGAGAAAUGCCUGAGUAGCCCGCUUAUGUUUGGGAGAUGCUUGUAUAUAAAAUGUGAUAUGGGAAGUAGCAGUGAUCGUAAUUUAUGAUAAGAAUAGCCUUCCACAGAAAGUAGAUCAUAUUACCUGCAUGUACCACAUUGUGCCAAGUUUCAGGGACACAAUGAACAAGUCAUAUCCUCUUGAGAAACAUGCUUUUCCAUAUGAAAAUACUAUGUGAGGGGGAAAUCAGACAUCAACACUCCCUCCCCCCCCCAUUUUAUCCAAAGUGGUAGAAUUUAUUCUUUAUAGCACGUGUUGAAUUCAGGUGUUUUUCUUGGUGUGGGGAGUAACAAGUCAAUAACAGUUCCUUGGGGAGACUAAGUUAAAUGAUGUGUAAAAUCAAUAUAAGAAAUAUGCAAGAUGCACUGACUAGCUUUUGCUUAGAAAUGCUAAGAUUUUGCUUGAAUAAAAGAAACCUUUUUUUGUUGUGAUAAUAUGUCCUUUGGGAAAAUAAGAUCAUUAUUCCGCUGUGAACAAGGAAAUCUUAAAAAAACCAAAAUACCCUACUUGAAUGCUGAGCUAUGGAGUCUAAAUUUUUGGCCACAGAAUAAAAAAUCCCAUUGAAGCACUGUU